GAUUUCCUCUGUUCACCUUCUAGACGACACUUCUCCGACAGCUUUCAACGUCGAGCAUCACCAGCGGCGCCUCAAUGGCAAUCCCAUCGUAAACCACGCGAUCAUCCCCCCUCAAGAAUCGCCCUUCCCGCGGCCUCCGAAAGACGAAAGAAACACACCCCCUCCCCUCGCCAAGGGGCCAAGGGGAGGACCUAGACGAUUACCAGCGAUGCAGACCUACCUCUCCGCCUCCGAGAAAUCUCUAUCAAAAUGGACAACACACCGCUCCACCCAGACAUCACGACCCUCCCGCCCGACACAGGCCAACGCCACGGCGACUUCCUCACCGCGAUCCCAUACAACCGGUCAAUGUACCGCACCACCCUCCUCCUCCGCCUCGCCUCCAUGCUCGACGCCGUCAUCAUCCUCGCCUCCCUUGCCUCGCAGAAGGAAGACGACACCUACAUCAUCGGCAACUGGGCGUUUGGGUGUCCUACGGCGGUCCUGGCGCUGCUGUGGAGCGCGGGCGAUGUAGGCGCGAUGCUGGUGCGCGAUCGCGGGUUUCGGUGGACGAAGAACGACCCGACGAAGCUGCCGCGGAGUACAAAGUUCAGUUGGGGGAAGCCUGGUGCGCAUGUGGCUGCGCAUUUGCUGAUUUGGACGCCGACGGCGGCGUUAAUGGGGAUUGUGAUUUCGAAUUGGUUGUAUUAUCAGAAUGGGGGCGGGUUUGGGGAUGCUGUUGAUCCGCGGCAGACGCAUACCAUGGGGGCGGUAAUUUUUUUCAUGUUUGUUUUAAUGAUGAUCCACUUUGCGCUCUUCACAUUUGCCAUUGUUGAGGUGGACAACGAGCGACGGCAUUACUCUGACGUCGUCUUCAUCCCGCGGGGCGAGCUGUGCGAGAUGGUGCCAGUGCCGCCGUCGACGCCGUGGGAGAUGUUCUCGCCGCGGAAGCUGCUUCUAUCUUAUUUUGCGAACCACUACGUUCGCUUCGUGCCCGGGGCAGACGGGACGGUCACGGUUGCUCGAGACUAUAGUAGUCGACAGGCGAGGUUUUGAAGAGGACCGGCCAUUUACGAACACGUAUCCAAGCCACGACGUUGGCUCUCUGAAACAGAUCAAAGGCUUCAAG
Molecule: messenger RNA, 1108 nt
Organism: Colletotrichum acutatum
Lineage: Eukaryota; Fungi; Ascomycota; Sordariomycetes; Glomerellales; Glomerellaceae
Exons: 2
Coding region: 250-1035 (261 amino acids)
Source: RefSeq, a predicted model, not a curated record